Pogonomyrmex barbatus (red harvester ant) is the source of this 1063-nucleotide messenger RNA. RefSeq names its product nascent polypeptide associated complex protein alpha subunit (gene Nacalpha). The record is from RefSeq and is a predicted model, not a curated record. NCBI's taxonomy places the organism in Eukaryota, Metazoa, Arthropoda, Insecta, Hymenoptera, Formicidae. Gene Ontology annotation, cellular component: nascent polypeptide-associated complex.
GUAAUACCUGCACAAAUAAUAUCAUGCAAUACAUUUUAUCGUCAAUGAUAUCGCGUUAGGUUUACGAGGAGCUCCGUUUCCGCCAAUUCUUAUCGUGCUCACGCAUAAUGACGUGAAACGUCUCGGCGAAACAUCUCGAUUAUAAUCUGACGGUGAUAAAACGUGGUAUCCGUAAUUAUAGUUCGUCGCAACGAAUCAACAUUAGGUCAUUAAACAUGCCAGAAUUAACGGAACUUGAUAAGGCAGCCAGCUCGGAACCUACCAAGGUGGAAUUGGUAGGUAUUGGUUCUGCGACCGACUCUGACUCAGAUGACACUAUACCAGAAUUAGAAGAUGCUGGUACUCCUGGUACUGUCGGCUUCCCUGGUACAACAGUUACUGGACUCCCGAUUGAUAUGGUAUCCAAAGCUAAACAGAGUCGUGGUGAAAAAAAGGCCAGGAAACUCAUGAGCAAAUUGGGAUUGAAGCCGGUGCAAGGAGUCAACAGAGUGACUAUCCGUAAAUCAAAGAAUAUUUUAUUUGUUAUAAACAAGCCAGAUGUUUUAAAGAAUCCAGCCUCAGAUACAUAUAUAGUAUUUGGUGAAGCCAAGAUUGAAGAUCUUAGCCAACAAGCUCAAGUAGCAGCAGCUGAGAAAUUCAAAGAACCACCAGUUAUACCAGCCACUGAAGCUGGUGGCAGCACUACAGUUGUUGCUCCUAUACAAGAAGAAUCUGAAGAAGAGGUGGAUGAAACAGGUGUCGAAGAGAAGGAUGUUGAUUUGGUUAUGUGUCAAGCUAAUGUAUCGCGAGGGAAAGCUAUUAAAGCUCUUAAGAAUAAUCAAAAUGACAUCGUCAAUGCUAUUAUGGAAUUGACAAUGUGAUAGAGCUGCUUAUAAGUAGAAUGUGCUAUGGAUUAACCAGUGUUCCAAGAUCAUAAUUUCAUUAAAUGUACAUCAUAAAUAAAGAAGCAUAAUUCUUUUUUAUUUCAUUGAAUUGAGAGGAUAAGCCAAGUUUUGUGACAAAAUUGGUUAUAUCGAUAAUUUACAACCAUUUCAAAAAAUUGAAUCCACAUGUAUAUACAAAA